Aspergillus steynii IBT 23096 is the source of this 1060-nucleotide messenger RNA. Its product is annotated as flavin reductase family protein. The record is from RefSeq and is a predicted model, not a curated record. Gene Ontology annotation, molecular function: FMN binding. The coding region runs from base 221 to 1006 and encodes 261 amino acids. The transcript has a single exon. NCBI's taxonomy places the organism in Eukaryota, Fungi, Ascomycota, Eurotiomycetes, Eurotiales, Aspergillaceae.
GCGAGACGCAUACAUUUACAACCCGUCGGAUCAUCGUGAGCAAUUCCCCCAACCAAUUGAGCCUCUCAGUCGGCACGAUAUCCUCAUCCUGGGGAAGCUUGCAGGGCCAAGGUGGUACAUGCGAAAGUAUCGACGACGCUAACCAGACCCCAGCCCUCACAGGACCCCCCUCUUUCACCCCUUACAUACCAGCAAGCGCUCUAUCAGCCAGACCACGGCGAUGUUCAAGGUUGGAGGCGACUUUGAGCAGGUCCAGGCCUCCCGGCCCGACUUUAACCGCGACGCCGAAGUCACGUACUCGAAGCCCCCCAAUCCCGACUGGAAACAAGGCGACGGCGCCAACGAUGGCGGCGAGAGUUUGAAAAAGAACCAUAUCGAAAUCGACCCUUACGAAGAAGGCCGGCCGGCCACGUCCAACUACAAGUUCCUGAUCUCCGGCAUGGUCCCUCGGCCGAUUGCGCUGAUCAGCACCCGGUCCAAGGACGGCCAGUCGACCAACUUGGCGCCGUUCAGCUAUUCCCAGCUCGUCAACCACGAUCCCCCCCUCUUCGUUGUGGGCUUUGUCGGGGGCCUUGACCGCGCCAAAGACACGCUGAAGAACCUCGCCGAGACCGAAGAGUGCGUGAUCAACAUCGUCUCGGAGCAUUUUGUCGAGGCCGCCAAUGCGACCGCGAUCAACGCGCCGUACGGGGUUUCCGAAUGGGAGGUCUCGGGGUUACACCAAGCGCCGAGCUCGGUCGUUCAGGCCGCCCGAGUCAAGGAGUCGGUGUUGGCCAUCGAAGGCAAGCUCGUGGAGACCAAGGAGUUCGAGAGUCGCCAGGUGCCGGGCAAGAAAACGGGAGUGCUGGCCAUCAUCGAGGGCGUGCGAUUCUGGGCACGGGAUGACGCCAUCGACGCAGACAAGAGCGUUGUUGACCUCAAAGUGUUGAAGCCGAUUAGUCGAUUGGGUGGCAUCCAGUACGGACGAACCACCGAUGCGCUGGAGAUCCCAAGACCGCAAUUUUAGACACUAGACCUGGGAAAUAUACUUUGUAAAUUUUAGCCAAUGGGAAUGGAAUCA